CAAACAAGUAAACAUGGCGCCGUGUGACCCAUCAUAUCAUAUUUAGUGUAUUUUGUACACGCAGUAUCUGUAGAUUUAUCUCAAAUUACCAGUAAAUCUCGCAAGAUAAGUGCGUACGAGUCAUGAAACAUUACAAUAAGUGAUAAAUCAACAUUUAUAACUAAGUGCCAACUCUAUAUUUUCGUAAUCUUGUAAUUUUUAUAGUCCUAACAUUCAAAUUAUUCGUAUUUUAAGUGAUUGUGUCGGAAUAAUCGAUUGAUUGGAGUGAAGAUAGUGUUCAUAAUGUAAACAUUGUGGUUUUGUAAUAGUAGUAGGCGAAUUCGCUUUCUGUAAUAAAAGGUAGACAUUAACUAUGGAAAAUAUUGAUGGUUACCUGCACAAAAAGUUCAAGAAGCAAGUCAACGUCGAUACGAAAAUCCAAAAUGACAAGGAAAACAAAGAAAGCGCUCCUAUGGAGCAGGGCGAGGAAAAAGCUGACCAGAAAGAAAAUCAAAGAGAAGCUGAGUAUUCGCACGAAGAAUAUGCAUUCGAAAAGAAUCAACAACGGUCAGACAAUAACCAAAUCGUGCCAAAUCAAAGUACAAAAAACAGUACCGUAAACAGCUCUAACUGUUACAAGUCUUCCAUAUCAGUAGGGAAUCCACAAUCUUCGAACUCUUACAUAUCAUAUGUAGUUUCGAAACAACCAGACCAUCAUCAACCAACUAGUUUUGAUAUUAAAUUUAACAACCAACAGACCAACUAUACUACAGUUAUUAGUAAGUCUUCCAUUUUGAAUGUAUAUCCUACCAACAACUUCAAGUAUACGACGGGUGAUCAGUACAUCCCAUUUCCAUCAACUACACCCCAAGAAGAAACGAAACCCGAGGAACUAUUGGUGCCUAAACCAGACGAGCAAAGAAACUCCGGUGGCAAAUACGUCUGUCCUUAUUGUAAUUUAGUCUGCUCCAAGCCUAGCGUACUACAGAAGCACAUACGAGCACAUACCAAUGAGAGACCAUACCCUUGUGAGAGUUGUGGGUUUUCCUUCAAAACUAGAUCGAAUCUUUACAAACACUGCAGAUCGAGAACUCACGCCAACAGACUAAUGGGUACGAAAACUCAAGAAGGUACUACCGAACCAGACGUUCCUAAAUCAUCUAGUUACUCUCCUACCAACUUAGAUGAUCUACAGAAGCCUUACAAACCUAGAUUUCACACUAAACACUUCGACAACAUCCCGUCUGAAAGUGUAGAAGACGAAGAACAUUACGGUCCAAACUCCACGUCAGAAUUUGUUUCCCACCAUAUUAACGAAAUUAUCAGUAGAAAUAAUUCUAUAGUGAGUUCCAAUGAUCAAGGAGAAUUUCGAUACAGCAAAGAACCUGCGUAUGAGAGAUCAACGGACGAGCCUUUGAAUCUAACGAAAAGUAGGAAACGUUCUAUGAGCGAAGUAACUGAACCAGUGAUCCAAAAGAGUCUGAUUAAAGAACUGUUAUUAAAGAACCUCAGUGCUUCGGAUAUGCAGUGUCCGUAUUGCAAGAUGAUCUUCCAAACUGUCACAGAAUUGGAUGUACAUAAAUAUAGAAGCUGUAAAGGCAAACCUCAUGGUGCUAAGUAUACCAGAAGUAGUUCUGUGAAUGUUGCAUCGAUUUUAACACACAACAAAAAUGCUUUUGAUAAUAUUCCUCAGAUGCAGUUUCCUUUGAACUCACCUGGACCAUUUUUAGGAAAGACCAGGUUAAUAGAGAGCGACAAGACCAAGUCGUUCUCGUUUGACAGUGGGAACAUGCCUUUGAUUAGUCCAGGGGAACCAUCACCCUCACCCAACUACCUGCUAUCUCCUCUUCCGUUUGAUCGCGACAAAAAACCAGGAGUCAAAUUAUUUGGUGGUGAAGUUAAAGUGCACUCAUCAGGUGAAACCAAAAGCUUCAAAAUCGAUGGGUCAGAAGAUAAAUACGAGAAGGAAGUGAAUUAUAUUGAUUACGGUAGUAGUUUGAGUGAAAAUAGAGUUGUUAAAACUAGUCUACAGUCGGGAGGAACAGUGUUAACCAAUACAACAAACUACAAACCAGACCUAAAAACUCCUAAAGACGUCAUAAUGAUGUCACCUAGUGUGGACUUUAAUAAACGUAUUUUUACGUUUGAUAAAACUCCAGAAGUGUUGGAAAGUAUGCAAGAUUCCUUAGUACGACCUAGAGCUUUAUCUGAAACGUCGAAAUCGUACCCAGAUGAAUCUAGUCCUUUGUACAAAAACAUCAUGGACUUCAGUCAAAAAGCUCUUAAAAAGUUAACUCCUAAUAUAAAGCAGCCUACCCUUAAUGUUCCAAGCAAAACCAUUUCUAUCAUAGAAAACGUACCUAUUAAACCAAUUACCAAUCAGAUGAUCCUAGAACCUCGACCUGAACUGAAUAUUCUAAGUCCUAAACCUAAACUAACGCCAGAUGUUUCCUUCAAUGAAUCAAAACCCAACUUGUACAAUCCUCUUAAUCUGUUCGUAAAUGGAAAAGUUGUUAGACACGUACCUGGCAUGCCUGGACCGGUAGUUGCUGCAGAAGCUCCACCUGUUGAAUACUCUAGCAACAUUAUAGCUGUUGCUAGGACGGUUCAGCAUAGUAUGGCUCCUCUCUCUCCGCUAGUUGUGGACAAGACACCUCUAACGCCCUUGAUAGUAGACCGGUCUCCAUUAACUCCUAAAUUAGCUGAAAUCUAUACACAGCAAGAAAAAAAUGGUACCCGGUUUUUUCUACAACCCGACAGAUUAAAGUCUCCAAAUAAUUUACAAAUGGAAAGAGUCUUGGUAAAAUCAUCGGGAAACUUCCUACAACCUGAAAAGUUCAAUGAAAGAAUGAGUAGGUCACCUAAAUCAGACAGUUCUGAGACGAGCACAAAGACCAACAAAUCUCUAGAACAGUCUUUAGAAACCAAAUCAGUUGAAGAAGUUAAAAAGUUCAUUAGACCUAACAGUUUGGCCCUCAAACCGACGAUGGCUUCUCUGAAACAACACCACGGGUUAACACCGACCAUGUUCAACCAGAUUUUAAUCAGUCCUGAUACGCCAAGGGUAGCUAAGAAGUACGCCCAGCAUUUUCUUCACGGGAACUACUUCAGCUACUUGGGGUUGAAGAGUUCUACGCGGCCCGUGUAUUGCACACUCAACAAAACCCAACCGUUCUAUGUACCGUACUUUAAGAAGCUGAGUAUGUACUCAGAGUGGAGGCAGCAGGAUACGAAGCAGGAUAAGUUGUAUGUGAGCAAUUAUGAUUCGAGGCAGAAGGGACACAGUUACAGCAUAGCUGGGAAGACGUCGCCCAAUCUGAUCAUUCAUUCUAGCUAUAAGUUUGUUGUUUCGGAAACUCUGUCGAAACAAUCAGAAAAAGAGGAUGAACCACAGAAGACUAACACCAUUUUAGGAGGCUAUGAGUGUAAUGAAGAUUACAUUUAUGUGAGAGGAAGGGGACGGGGACGCUACGUUUGUGAUCAAUGCGGCAUCCGAUGCAAAAAGCCGUCAAUGCUUAAAAAACACAUUAGGACACAUUCUAACGACAGACCUUAUACAUGCAGCCACUGUAAUUUCAGCUUCAAGACCAAAGGCAACCUAACAAAGCACAUGAAGAGCAAAGCUCAUUCCAAAAACUCGACAACUAGCACUGGAUCGUCCUCUUCUUCGGCCCAACAAAGCGCUCAAAGCUCAGAGUCCGAUACUGAUGACAGCGGAAUGGAUAGCAGCGACGAAUCUACACGGCAACAAGAACACGAAGCAGCUUACGGUCUUCUGUCCCUUUCCCAGAAACCAUCGCAACCUUCCAGUGGAGAACUAUCGCGCGGUCGCAGUAAAAGCCCCACAGACACUUUUAUGACCACCGAAGAAAUAGCUCAUGUUUCCAAGGCAAACUACGCCAAAAAUAAAAUCUUGGACGAGCAAAAUACAUCGCGGAAUUCAGGUUUCAAAAACGUGGAGGUCAGUAGUAUGUCUACUGCGGAAGAAACCACGGAAAGUCAAAAUUAUAGGAUAUAUUUAGGAAUGGGAAGUGGAAGUAGGCCGUUAACGUACCCUUAUACGACUAUUUUAACGGUGGAAAAGGAAAUGAUGCCAUCUCCGAAGAUUAUCGAGCUGGACUCGAGAGUAUCAGAAAAAACUCCUGCUCCGCCAGAACAAAAAAGCAUAAAACAGUUCCAUGUUAUCCAAAAAUAUGUACCUCAAUCUAAACUAAGUCCUAGACUACCUGAAAAUAACGUUCCUGUGUCCCGAAAAGUCGAGUACAACUAUUCUCCUCCAGAAGAACCGUUAAAUAACACCAAAACUACAGCAGCUUUACCCAGUAGACCUCUUCCGACUCUUAAAAUCAACGAUGUUGUCGUUAGCAACGAAAACGCGCCAGAUGCGAGGAAAAGGAAGGUUUCUGUGACGUAUUUUCCUUACAAACGAAAAGUGUCGAAGAGCGAUGAAGUCAUGGACCUCUCCAUGGCAAAUAACCACGAAAAAAUAGUUAACGGUGUUGUAGAAGAAAAUAUAUUGAACAAUUUUAGGCCUAUAGAAACCCAAAAAAACGUAGCCAACGAAAUCUUUAACGCGUUGCAGAAGCCUGCGCCUCCUCCUAGGUUAGAAAUCAACGAAGACAUGGAGGAAUACCCACCACCUACAAAAUCCUUCGAAUUAUCGACGAACAACAACGGUGCUGUCCUCAUUGUUCGACCUAUGACGUCGGAACUACCCGAAGAUCAAACGCCGUACAACGAAGAAUCGGCCAAAAGUGGCGAUUUUGAUAAUAGCGCGAUGGAGACGUUGGCCGAUAUCGCCACGAAGCAGGUGAAAUUGGAGAAAAAUACUUUGGCGAAAAGCGUGGCUAGUGAGUUUCUGAAGUUGGCAACGAAGAUUGAGAACGCUGAUGGCUCCAUUAAUUCCGUUAAUUUUGGACCUAUCAAUAAAGAUGUCAACGAUAUAAUCGUUAAAUCCGAGGGGAACAAGAGCUGUACUAUAUGUUUGAAAAGUUUCAACAAACCGUCACAACUUAGGCUUCACAUGAAUAUACAUUAUCUAGAAAGACCUUUUCGCUGUGAUUCGUGCUCGGUCAGUUUUCGAACCAAGGGACAUUUACAGAAACACGAGAGAAGUGCUAGUCAUCACAAUAAGCUCUCGUCAUCUCCCGCUCUAUCAUCCUCCGAACCGAGGCCGUUCAAAUGUUCAGACUGUAGCAUAGCUUUCCGAAUCCACGGCCACCUGGCGAAACACCUGCGAUCAAAAAUGCACAUCCAAAGGCUAGAAUGUUUAAAGAAGUUGCCUUUUGGUCUAUACGCCGAACUGGAGAGGUCUAACAGUCUGUUGACGGAGAUAAAUACUUGCGACGGGGACCAGUGCCUUGAAAGCCUCAAAAUGUUAGCUAAGAAAGUGUUUAUCAACCACCCGAACAAACUGACCGAUAUAGAUCAUAGGGAGAACAUUAGCGCGGAUUAGUAGAACAAUUUUUGUACAUAUUUGCUAUUUAAACUGCUGAAGACUGAAGAUAAGAAAAAUCUAUUAAGAAAGUAUACAUUUUAUAAAAUAUUUUAUUGUUAAAAACAUUCUACUUACAGAAUUAGAUUAUUAUUUAGAUGAAGAUAUAUUAUAUAUUCUCGAAGGGACGAUUUUAAAACUAUAGGUAGCUUCCUGUGUAGUACCGUUUUUAAUUGUAUGAAUUGAUUCGUUUUAUUUAAUUCAAUGAAAUGUUUUUCCUACGAGUUGUAUAAAAUACAGCCAUUAAUUCAUUACAUCAUCGUGAAAACUCUUUAGGUACUCGUCAAAAGCUUGCACCACUUCAUUUUCUUUCCAAAGCUGCUUUUAUAACUCAUAUAAGUCACUUGGUGAUAAAUCUGGAGGAUAUAUUGGCUGUUCUAGCGUUGAUCACCGAUAUCUUUUGUUAUUUUUCUCACCUUCACCAUAUGAGUAACGCUAUUGCUCAUAAAACUGCCGGAACACUCACUCCUACCAAAGCACUUCUUUCGUUUUCAUUGAAACGAAGAAUUGUGGUCCCCCUUUUAGGAAACUGAACAUACUUAGUAGUUUGCUGGUCCAAAAUACUGCUUCUAUAGCUUUCUGGCUGAAAAAACGCUAUUGUCUUCAAUCCUCUUUUUCUUCAUAUAUGCAUUUAGGAAAAGGAAUUGUAUGAUAAAAUGCAAAAAUAAUGGUGAAAAACGUAAUUAUAAAAUAUAUAAAAUUGAUUUUCUCACCCAAUAUGUAAGUUCCAAUUACGUUUACUACUUAUUGUAAGUUGUUCAAAACAAGAGGAUCUACACAACAUUGCAAAUUUCCUGAAACUAACUGUAUGCAAUACGAGUUCGAAGAAGAAAGGAAGCUAAAUGUUUAUUUUUAUCAUAUUCACAAAGUACCCAGAGUCUUUUUGUGUGCUGUUAUGUGUUUUUCCGUAGAUCUACCUGUUUGCCCAAUGUACCGGGUGUCCCAAUAAGAAUGGCUCUCGGCCAUAUCUCAGGAACCGUUUAUAGUACAGCUUUGGGAAAUAAUUUUUUAUAACAAAAGUUACCUCGAGAAAAGCCUGGAAAUUAUUUUCAUAUUUGUAAGUCCACCGCUAGAGGGCGUAAUUGAAUGUCAAAAAUUUAAAAAUAAAAAAAAUACAAAAUUUACAUAAUGAAAGGGCACUGAAAAUCCAAUCAUCGUAUUCUUCGCAAAAUUCUGCGAAUAUUUGAUUUCACAAUGUAACUCUACCUUUGCAAAUAAGAGGUGGGGGUGAGUGGGAACCUUGCUAUGAAAAAUGGCUGUAAGUCAGAUUCUGCUUAAUCGAUUUUUGCAAACUUGCUCUCGUUGAAAACAGAUCUUUUUCGUUAAUAUAAGAGUUAUAAUUACGAAACAGCCUAAUACGUAAUAUGCCAGCUAGGGGGCGCUAUUUUAUGUUUUCAGAAAUCUAGUUUUCUUUGGAAAAUAUUAAAUACAAGUAUGCACUUUUAACCCUGUAUUACAAAAUUAGACCAAAUUAUCAACAGAAUAUCGAAAACCGCAUGUCGAUACCUUUUUUCUAUCUCGAGAUAUCUUAAGAAACGUGUUAAUUUUUAAACAUAACUGAUGAUGUCUCCUGUAAACGAAAUUACGGAAAUCAAAGUGGAAACAAGUAGUGUGCUGUGAAAAAAAAUUAAAGUGUGACACUUGCGGAAUGCCGACAGAAGUGAAUACUUAUUAUAGAUUCGAUUAUAUUCGUUUGGUUCAAUUAGAUUCUAUUCGAUUAGAUUUAAUUUUAUUUAAUAUAUAUUAUAUCUAUAAUUUAAUAUAGACAUAUAAUAUAUACCUAAUUUAAUACAUAAUAUUAUAUACUAGUGAUUUUACCCGUUAAAAUUAGGAUUAAUAAGAUAUAAAGAUACAAAAAGCUUUAAAUUAUUAUUUUUCUUAAUAAUGUAACCGAUAUUUUUUAAUUUAAAAAUUUAAUUACUGCAUGUAAAUAAUGCAUGGAAGAGUUCAUUUAUUUUUAGAUACUCUCAUUAAAGGGGAGGCCGUUAUACAAAAGUGGCUUUUUUAAAUUUGAUGAUUACAUUAUUCCUUUCAACCUAUUUAUCCUCAAACUGUAUUUUUAAACAUCCUAUUUAUUUUAUAUAAUAAUAAUUAAAUUCACUAUCAAAUUUGAAGUAAAACUUCUUUUGAAAGUUUGUUAAUUCUAAAAUUAAUGGGUAAAAUCACUAGUACAGUUUGUCAAACGUAGCAAAAAGUUUUAAAAUUUCGGCGAUUGUAAGAUUUUCAAAUUCUUUCCUACGUUUGACAAACCAUAUAUAUUAUGUAUUAAAUUGGGGAUAUUUUAAAUAUAUUAAAUUAUAAGCAUAAUUAUAAUAAAUAAAAUUAAAUCCAAUUAAAUGGAAUCGAACUGAAUCGAACCGAAUAUAAUUGAAUCUAUGAGAAAUAUUCACUUCUGUCGGCACUCCGCAAGUGUUCCGCUCUAAUUUGUUUCCAUAGCACACUACCUGUUUUCACUUUGAUUUCCUUAACUUCGUUUACCGGUGACAUUAUCAAUUUGUUUACAAUUUAUACGUUUCUUAAGAUAUAUCGAGAUAUAAAAAAGGUAUCGACAUCCGGUUUUCGAUAUUCUGUUGAUAAUUUGGUCUACUUUUGUAAUACAGGGUUAAAAGUGCAUAUUUGUAUUUAAUAUUUUCCAAAUAAAUCUAGAUUUCUGAAAAGCAUAAAAUAGCGCCCCCUAGCUAGCAUAUUACUUACUAGCCUGUUUCGUAAUUAUAACUCUUACAUUAAAGAAAAAGAUCUGUUUUCAACGAGACCAAGUUUGCAAAAAUCGAUUAAGCAGAACCGGACUUACAGCCAUUUUUCAUAACAAGGUUCCCACUCACCCCACCUCUUAUUUGCAAAGGUAGAGUUACACUUGUGAAAUCAAAUAUUCGCAGAAUUUUGCGAAGAAUACGACGAUCGGAUUUUCAGUGCCCUUUCAUUAGGUAAAUAUUGUAAAAUUUUGAUUUUUAAAUUUUCGAUAUUCAAUUACGCCCUCUAGCGGUGGACUUACAAAUAUGAAAAUAAUUUCCUGGCUUUUCUCGAGGCAAUUUUUGUUAUAAAUUUUUUUUUCCCAAGGCUGUACUAUAAACGGUUCCUGAGAUAUGGCCGAGAGCCAUUCUUAUUGGGACACCCGGUACAGUUUUGAUAAAUCCUCAAUAAUUAAUUUAUAAACUGAAUUAAAAUAACUUACAUUGAAUAAACGUACAUAAACAGAUAUUUACAGCCAGUAUAAUCCCUGCACAUUGACUAGAUACGAAUGUAGAAAGACUGCAGGGCAUUUAGGAAGAAAAAAGAGAUGGAAAUGAAGAAAAACUUAAAUGCAGUAAAUGACAGUAAAAAUAAAUGAUAGUAAAUGACAAAAGUAAACUUGAAAAGAAAGAAAAAAUUCAUUGCGGUAUCAAAAUAUAUCAGUAAUAUUGCUGGUAAAUGUUUUCAGGAAAAACUGAUAAAUGAUUUUAAGUAAUAUUAUAGGUUGAAAAAUAUCUUAUUGAGACUUUUCACUUCCCUAAGAACAAUAUUAGCUAACCAUAUUACUAGUUUUUAAGUAAAUAUAUAUAAAUUUAUUUUUUUAAUGUAUUUUAUCAUGGGUAAGCUUUUUGUUUUAUUUAUUUAAUGACGAAGUUAUUUUUACCAAAAACUGGUUAGACGAUAUUGUUACGAAGUCUUGAGGAAGAGCUAUGUACUCAUUAAUUUUUUUCAUUGUAUAUAGACAAAAUAAGGAACCAAAUGCUGCUUAUAGACGAAGAGGCAGCGCUGAAAAAUCUCUUUGAAUUUACUAAAGCUAAUUUUUUUACAGUUGAUUAGUGUGAUUGUGUAGAGAAACAUACUGCGGUCGGUCAAGCGAAACGUAGAACAGGGGUUACUGAGAGGGUAUCGAGUUGCUUUCCUACGAAGGUAAUUAUUUCCAUUUACUAAGGCUGAAAAUCAGUACACACAUUCUAAAUUGAAUAUAAAUAAAAGUUAUUAUAGUCGGUCAGCUGUAUGACGGGACAGAGCCGGUCGGUCGGUCCCAAUGAAUGUACAGGGUUAUUCACUAUAUUUUGUCCCCCUUGUAAACUGCUUUAUUUACAGAAUUAGAAAAAAAAUGUAAAAUACAAAAGUUAUUCGAUUUUUAAAUUAUGAUUUUUUGACAUACAUAUCGUACUAGUGACGUCAUCCAUUUGGGCGUGAUGACGUAAUCGACUACUUUUUUGAAUGGGAAUAGGGGUCGUGUGCUAGCUCAUUUGAAAGGUUAUUCAAUCAUUGUUUAUACAGGGUGUCCAAAAAAUUUUUUAAAUUAAAUUAAUUGUUUAAUUAAUAAUUCAAAAAAAGUUUUUGGACACCCUGUAUAAAUAAUGAUUUUAAUGUUUAUAUUACUGCAUAGAAAAUUGAAUAUCCUUUCAAAUGAGCUAGCACACGACCCCUAUUCUCAUUUAAAAAAAUAUUUUUUUUAAACACACGACCCCUAUUCUCAUUUAAAAAUCUAAACAUCCCGUUAGUCAGCACAGUAAUUCAAGAAAGAGCCAACAGACAUCACGAGAAAUUGGAAGACCACCCCAACCAAUUAAUAUUACCAUUACUGCAGUCACUAAACAACAGAAGAUUGCGAAGAUUAUGGCCCAUAGAUCUUCGCUGAAACUGAGGUGAAACCGCUGGGUGAUGUACCUCAUAACGCCAUUUUAGUGUACAAUAAUACAUUGAUAUAUGUUAUUGUACUUGUUAUCAAAUUAGCUUAUAGAAUAUGUAAUUCUGAUUGUUAAUAAAUGCUUACGAAAAAAAAAAAAAAUUAAAAAAAUAGUCGAUUACGUCAUCACGCCCAGAUGGAUGACGUCACUAGUACGAUAUAUAUGUCAAAAAAUCAUAAAUAAAAAAUCGAAUAACUUUUGUAUUUUACAUUUUUUUCUAAUUCUGUAAAUAAAGCAGUUUACAAGGGGGUCAAAAUAUAGUGAAUAACCCUGUACAUUCAUUGGGGCCGACGACCGGCCCUGUCCCGUCAUACAGCUGACCUACUAUAAUAACUUUUAUUUAUAUUCAAUUUAGAAUGUGUGUACCGAUUUUCAGCCUUAGUAAAUGGAUUUAAUUACCUUCGUAGGAAAGCAACUUUGAUACCCUCUCAGUAUCACCUGUUCUACGUUUCGCUUAACCGACCGCAGUAUGUUUCUCUACACAAUCACGGUAAUCAACUCUGAACAAACUAGCUUUAGUAAAUUCAGAGAGAUUUUUCGGCUCUGCCUCUCAGUCUAUUAGUAGGGGGAUUAUAUAAUUCCGCCUUCUUAACCCGCCAGUGGUCGCUAUAUGAGAUUUUCUCUCACGGUUUCAGAAAAUUGCGCACAACUUUUUUUCUGGAAAAUUAUACGCGUUAUAUACGUUCCUUCUAGUCUCCUAACUAUCCUCCUUCGACAAUCUAAUAGACUCGUCCGCUCAGAUAGUGACUCGGUUUACUUCUUAUCACCAUAUUGUUGAGUCAGUGCGCUUGAUGUGAGAGAUUCUCUCAUCAAGCGACCACCGGCGUCACCAACUGUGUAUAAAAAUUAAUUUUAUUUCUCCCCUUAAAACCUAAAAUAAUAUCCUUUUAUGAUGUAAUAAAAGGCGCCGUGGAUGUGGUCGAUGAUAUGAAAAUCCUAUAUUAUGUUUCACGCGUUCGUUGUAGAUGGUCACUUACCAUAUAUUUUUCAAUGUUUAAAUAUUGGCGGCAUCAAUAGUGACAUUUUAUAUAAAGAUAAUAAUAAUAAAACAGAAAAACGUUCCUUUUUAAAACAAAUUGCUUUAUCGUUGAUGAAACCUCAUCUUUUUUGUAAAAUUUUGUAAAGAAAGGAAAAAGUUGGAUAUGUGAGAGAAAAUCUCACGCGCGACCACUAGCGUAACAGUCGACCUAGCGACCAAUGCCGGGUUAAGUAAGAACUUUGUAGCUUUCCACGAGUAGUCAGUGGCUUGGCUUGCAUCUAGUUUUUGUAGCCUGAAAAGUUGCAUUUUUCGGCCAUUAUGUAGAUUUGCCAUUAUCAAGACUAGGAACAUUAGAUGUUUUGAAUUGUAGUCUCCGCCACAAAAAAACUAAGCCCAAGUGUUUCAAAAAAUGUUUUCAAUUCUGGUUGUUCUAAUGUUUUGGUGGGCAAUAUAUAGCUGAAAAUAUUCAAAAUAUUUCAAAUUUAGAUGAUUUUUUGAAGCUAUAAAACGGUUAAAACACUAAGGCCCGUAUUCAUAGUCGGUACUCAAGUCUGAGUCGAUGCUUAAGGUCGACCUUGAACAAAUUCUUAUACAAAUUUGUAUACAAAUUUUUUCAAGGUCGACCUUAAGCAUCGACUCAUACUUGAGUACCGACUAUGAAUACGGGGCUAAAUCGAAGAGAAAUCCUAUCUACAACCAAUGAGCGACGCAGUUCGACGUCCAAGCGACCAAUGAGCAAUCAUUUCAAUAUAAUGCAGCUCCUGAUUGCACUACCCAGUUCACACGGAUCUGGUACAGUUAUCUAACAAAAUUUGGUUCCUUAUUGUAAAUUUACAUUAACUUUUUUAUCUUUUAACAUCAAUAGUAUCAAUUGGUACUAUGUAUAAGUGUAUGUAUUGAUGGGAACAAAGGGUUUACUACACAGGAAAUAAAGUAAUAGGUUUUAAGAUCGACCCUACUAUUCUGAUGUGUCAAAUAUGAUAAUUGUGAUAUAUUUUUAAGUGUUGUAUAUAUAUGUUCAAUAGACACUUGGUCUUUUUGCCAUGAAUUCAGAAGGUGCAUCUUUUGUUUUAAAUUUCUUGUCGAAAAGGACUUUGUCUCACUGUCAGCGUCAACACAAAUUAUAUUUUUUGUUUUAUUUAUUAUUAUUGACGCUUUAAAUUGUUGCAAUGUGAUACACGGCAAUAUCCAACCUCAUGACGCAUGCGCACGUAUUAAGAAAGUUCAUAACACGUAUACAGUAUAUUCUUUUUCUCAUGAUCAUCAACUCUAAGGACCUCAUUGCCUUCCUUAUGUAUGAACAGAAAACAAAAAAAGUUGUGACUGGCUAAAUGACACCCAAGUCUAUGCCAUAAAAAAAUGAUCAUCUUUCAGUGCGUCACAGUUUUUCGAUUUCUUUCUAACGCAUUAAAUUGUAUGUGACAGAAAAAACGCACGUCGGUGAUUACAGACAUUUACAACAUUUAUUCUAGUUAUUCUAGUUGUCGAUAGAUGACGCCAUAAUAAAAAAAAUAUUUUUUUUAAUUAGAUAAUAAUAUUACAAAUAUAAUCUGUAUAAUUUAUAAGACUGUACAAAUCAAAGAAAAUACCAUUUUAUAAAUGCAAGAAACAUUUUUUGAUUUGUUUUUAUUCCAAAUUGAAAAUAAAAUGUAACAACCGUCAGAUUUAACUAAAAUGUCAUGUUAAAAUAAAUGUCAUAAAUGUGUAUUAUCACGGACUUACCCUUUUUCCUAUCAUUUGUUACGCACUGAAAAAUGCUCAUGAAAAGGACAAUACAACAUAUUUAUAUAAAACGUUAAAAAACAUAUUGAGUAAUGCUCUAAUAACAUUGUAAUGUAGGUAUAGCUAUGUUGUCAUAAGCAAAAAAAAUAUUUUAUGAACAAUCAUUCGGGAAACUGACAGUCUAUCAACUGUUACUGAUUGACAGUCUGUCAAUUUUCACUGUUUGAUAGCCUGUCAACUGUCAGUUCUAUCAGGAAAAUGUAUUGUCUUUGAUUGUAUUGCAUCAAUUUAAAGUGUCUAAUGGAUUGGUUGUGUCUUUCGGUGCAGUUUUUUUUACAGAAAUAAAAGUUUAGAUGUUGAUUUUUCUAUAUUUUAUACUAAACGCAAGUAUGUUGUCGACUCUGGCAUUGAGAUACUGAUCUUUUCGACAUUGGAAAUUGUUUUUAUAAUCUUAUAUAAGAUUUUGUUUGUAAGAGUUUAAUUUUUACCUGUUUUUAGGUAUCUAUUGCAUAGUUUUUAUGUACGCUGGUUAGGAAUAAAUGUUGUGUCUUUUUGAAAACAAAACCUGUCUAGUUACGUUGAUUUUUAUUGUAUAUAAUUUGUUUGUAUCAUAUUUUUUGCCAGGAUACAUAUUUUGUUAAUAUUGUUUCCCCUGUUGAGAAAGUACAAGAAAUUGUUAAAAUAA
Diabrotica virgifera virgifera (western corn rootworm) is the source of this 13505-nucleotide messenger RNA. RefSeq lists its product as uncharacterized. Gene Ontology annotation, biological process: regulation of transcription by RNA polymerase II. The transcript is spliced from 9 exons. The coding region runs from base 353 to 5434 and encodes 1693 amino acids. Gene Ontology annotation, cellular component: nucleus. Gene Ontology annotation, molecular function: zinc ion binding; DNA-binding transcription factor activity, RNA polymerase II-specific; RNA polymerase II cis-regulatory region sequence-specific DNA binding. The record is from RefSeq and is a predicted model, not a curated record. Lineage: Eukaryota; Metazoa; Arthropoda; Insecta; Coleoptera; Chrysomelidae.